Messenger RNA from Cornus florida, 1635 nucleotides. Its product is annotated as aldehyde oxidase GLOX1-like. The transcript has a single exon. The record is from RefSeq and is a predicted model, not a curated record. Lineage: Eukaryota; Viridiplantae; Streptophyta; Magnoliopsida; Cornales; Cornaceae. Bases 1 to 1635 code for a protein of 544 amino acids.
AUGACCAAAAGCUUGCUUUUUUCCUUCCUCCUCCGGCAGCUACUAGUUAUAGCCGCCGGACAAUGUUGCCUGAAUCUGACCCACGCAUCUGGCGGCCGGUGGAAACUUCUGAAUCCCAACAUUGGCAUAUCAGCCAUGCACAUGCAGCUCCUCCACAACGACCGAGUUGUCAUCUUCGACCGAACCGAUUUCGGCCGCUCCAACAUCUCACUCCCAAACCGCAAAUGCCACCUUGCUUCCACCAAUGACUGCACGGCUCACUCAGUCCAAUACGACGUCACAUCCAACACUAUACGUCCUCUCACGGUCCUCACCGACGUCUGGUGCUCCUCAGGUGCUGUCAUGCCUGACGGCCGUCUGAUCCAAACCGGCGGGUUCAAUGAUGGAGAACAUGUGGUCCGAAUUUAUCGGCCAUGCAUGGACUGUGAUUGGGAGGAAGUCAGCUCCGGGUUAACUCAUAGAAGAUGGUAUGUCACCAAUCACAUAUUGCCGGACGGCCGGCAAAUCAUUGUCGGUGGCCGGAACCAGUUCAACUACGAAUUUUACCCAAAAACUGCUUCGUCCAAAAAAUCUUAUAAUUUACCCUUUUUAGCUCAGACCAAUGAGCCAGAGAUAGAGAACAAUCUAUACCCAUUCGUUUUUCUCAAUGUUGAUGGAAAUUUGUUUAUUUUUGCUAAUAAUCGAGCUAUACUAUUCGAGUACGUGAACCGUGUCGUCGUUAGGACGUACCCGGAGAUUCCCGGAGGCAAUCCUCGGAAUUAUCCGAGCACUAGGUCUUCCGUUCUCCUUCCAUUGAAGGACUUGCAGCGACCUGAAAAUAUUGAAGCUGAAGUUUUGGUUUGUGGUGGUGCACCGAAAGGAUCGUACACCAGCGUGCAAAGUGGUAAGUUUGUCGGUGCUUUGAAAACGUGUGGGCGAAUCAAAAUAACCGACCCGGAUCCGCAGUGGGUUGUGGAGAGAAUGCCUCUGGCUCGGGUUAUGGGUGACAUGCUUUUACUACCAAACGGCAACGUACUGAUCAUUAACGGUGCGGCUGCCGGGACUGCCGGAUGGGAAAAGGCUCGGCACCCGGUUCUCAAACCCAUAAUUUACCGACCUGAUAGCCCAAUUGAGUCUCGGUUCGAGGUACAAAAUCCCACCACCAUACCUCGUUUGUACCACUCCACGGCAAUUAUGUUGCGUGACGGUAGGGUUCUUGUUGGUGGUAGCAAUCCUAAUGUGUUCUAUAAUUUUACCGGAAUACUUUUUCCGACGGAAUUAAGUUUGGAAGCAUUUUCACCGUCAUAUUUGGAUUCAGGGUCAAGAGGUUUGCGCCCUAGAAUUGUUUCACCUAUUUCUCAAGCUAAGCUUAGGUAUGGGCAGAAGGUAACAGUUCGAUUCAAGGUAAUGGGUGUGCUAAAUGAGAAUUUGAUCUCUGUUACAAUGUUGGUACCACCAUUUAACACACACUCAUUUUCAAUGAAUCAAAGAUUGUUAGUGCUUGGUGGGAACAAGCUGAGAAAAGUAAGGAAAUUUACUUAUGAAGUGAGAGUGAGGACACCGAAUUCGCGUAAUCUUGCACCAUCUGGAUAUUAUCUUCUAUUCGUGGUUCUCCAAGAAAUUCCCAGUAAAGGUGUAUGGAUUCAUAUACAGUAA